This is a messenger RNA of Carassius carassius (crucian carp), 1435 nucleotides long. Its product is annotated as transmembrane protein 263-like. The transcript has 3 exons. NCBI's taxonomy places the organism in Eukaryota, Metazoa, Chordata, Actinopteri, Cypriniformes, Cyprinidae. The coding region runs from base 266 to 628 and encodes 120 amino acids. The record is from RefSeq and is a predicted model, not a curated record.
GGGGUAAGUAGAAACGUCACUUCCUCUUCUAUGUGGCUACAUUGGUACGUGGUUAAAAACAGCAAGGGCGCCACGUACACAUUAUGAAAAGAUAGGUCUUUUUAAGAAAAGUCUUCCCAAGUCGUAGAUCCAUCGUCAUUUUAGCGUGUCUUUCUAAAUCGCCGAAGGGAGCAGCAUAUUUUUCAUUUGAAACAAGGGGUGGAGACUGAAGUUUCCAACUUGAUCUGCACAGGUUUAGAGAAGCAAACUUGUAACACAAGUUAAAAUGACUGAAAACAAUCAGCAACGGGGUGAGUUGCCUGAAUACUUGAAGGAUGAGCCCCCAACAGAUACCAACAAAGAUCAUCCUCAACCCCAGCCUGGCAUAUUCUCCAGGGUGGCCGGUGGUCUGUUCAGUGUCACAAAGGGAGCCGUUGGGGCCACAGUGGGUGGAGUCGCCUGGGUCGGAGGGAAAAGCCUUGAUCUCACAAAAACUGCUGUAAGCUCAGUUGCAGCUGUUCCAGCAAUGGGAGUAGGGCUCGUGAAGGGAAGUGUGUCUGCCGUGGCUGGUGGUGUGACCGCCGUCGGCUCCGCCGUCGCCAGUAAAGUUCCCAUUGGCGGAGGCAAGAAGAAGGAUAAGUCUGAUUGAAUCACGUGACUCGAAGGUACUUUUGUCCGACGUGUCUGCAUCAUGUCUUCUUAGACUCCAGAGUGAGUUGAUUGUGGAGAUCCUGCUUGUGUUAACAGCAUAUUUGGACCAUAUCCGUCUGCCUGACAGGACCAACAAGAAGACAUUCGCAAACUGGGUCCUCCACGCAAGAACCUUUGUUUCCGUGUUCUAUUGGAAUAUGACAUUAAGUCGAAUUGUUUAUGUAUGAAGUAUUAAAUAUCUGACUAGAGUUGGAUACAUGGACCUCUAAAUGUUCCGUUUAUGCUUUACUGAGCACACAAAGACACACACUUGUGCCUCACUGUACACACAAAGAAUCACAUGCUUUAAACAGACCUUACAGUUGAAUUGCUCCAAGCCAGUUGUAGGGAUGAAGAUCAAUCAAGUGUCCCUUUUGGUGCUGUGGGGGGAAAUCUCAGACUGUGUGGUGCUGAUGGUGGUGCUCCAUCCAUCUGAUUGAUUGUUUGUGAGAUUACUUACUUUGAGCCUCUGUGGUCCAUGAUGAACUCCAGCGAUCACUCUCUGUGUCUCCCUGAAAAACAGAGAAAGCACAAUCCCACACACAUAAACUCACACAUUAAAGGCUGGUGUGUUUAGAUUUUGCCAAACAACUCCAAAAUUACAAUUGCGAGCCACAAAUCUGAAUGCUGAAAAAACUGCGUUAGUUGUUUGUUUGUUUGUUUUAGGGAAACAUGCAUGAUUAUCUUCAUCAAAACGCAAGUCUUUCUGUUUUGAUGACAAUAGCUGUAUUGCAAUACCCAAUGACAUUUUCUUUUCUGUAAGUCA